GAGAGAAAGACAGAGAAACGGUAGGACAGUGAAAUCAAGAUGGCGUCGCGUGUAUGGUGCCGAUGAUCGCAGUGCUCGUACGUUGAUAGAGAUUACAAUCAUUUUAGACGUACUAUUGGGCGCCAUGUCGGGAAAUCCGCGGGACAUGGACGAUUUUAUGCCGUUACUGUCCACGACGGAUAUAAAGAAAAAACUUUCGGUCGGUGAUUUGAUACUGAACUACCUGGGUGACCCGGAUAAAAGCAUCGAAUGUGAAGACAUCGGACUCUUCAUCGACAACGUGAUACCAUGGCUAACCAACGGCAAUCCGAAGGUCGUUCAAAAUGGAUUGGAGAUCCUUACGUACCUCGCCGAUCGGAUGGGUCAUGAUUUCAAGCCUUAUAUUCUUACUGUAAUACAGCCAAUGAUAGAUAGGCUAGGUGAUAGCAAAGAUGCGACCAGAGAAAAGGCACAUUUGGUCCUUCUUAAAAUCCUGGAGAAAGGUUGUUUGACACCCCAACAAUUAUUGGACAAAUUUCGUCCCGCUUUCACCCAUAAAAAUGCAAAAUUAAGAGAGGAAGCACUGGUCUUGUUAACGACGACAUUAAACGAGCAUGGCGCAGACGAGAUGGCUCUAUCCGGUGUUAUUCCCAAUAUCGUCAAAUUACUCUCGGAUCCGUCCGAAAAAGUUCGUGAAACUGCAUUGAACACAUUAACGGACAUGUACAGGCAUGUUGGCGAGAGAUUGCGCGUCGACUUGCAGAGGAAGCACAAUGUCCCGCAAGCAAAGCUACUAUUGUUGAUCAAAAAGUUCGAUCAAUUGAAAGCAUCUGGCGAUUUGUUACCUCUCGCAAUGUCAUCCGAUGUUGGUAAAGACACAGAUGAGCCUGACAGAGCAAUUAAGUCAGCACCUUCGAAAAGAACUAAUAUACUUCUAAAAAGAAGCCAAUUUGGUCCAGCAAAGACACCAAGUUCUGCGCUAGCUACGCCUGGUAACAUACAUGCAACGGUCCCACGAGCAGCAACCGUCAGUAGGUCUGUGUCACUAAGAUCAACAUCAGGUCAAGCUGGUGCUGUUGAUGAAGAAACAUUCUUAACAUCGUUUGAGGAUGUAUCAUCUGUUAAUUUGUUCUCUGCAAAGGAUUUGGAAGAACAAAUGAAAAUUAUAAGAGAUACAAUUGGAGAUGACAAGAAAGACUGGAAACAAAGAACAGAAAGCCUGAAAAAACUUAGAGCAAUUGUUCUUGCUGGUGGUAUGAACUAUGAGAAUUUUCUGGAUUGUUUGAAAAGUAUACAACGACCGUUUGAAGUAGCAUGUACAGAUCUUAGGUCACAGGUUGUACGAGAAGCUUGUAUUACUUUGGCAUUUCUGAGUCAGCAUUUAAAGACCAAGUUUGCCAGUUUCGGAGAAGCAGUUCUUUCGACUCUAAUGAACCUCAUACAGAAUAGUGCCAAGGUCGUGGCAACAGCAGGGGCUGUGGCUGUUAGAUUUAUCCUUCAACAUACACAUUGCAGUAGAUUCGUCCCGAUUAUUACAUCUUCGCUAAAUAGCAAAAGUAAAGACAUUCGUCGUGCUUCGUGUGAAUAUCUAAACUCGAUUUUACAAACGUGGUCCACUCAAAUAUUGCAAAAGCACGUAAUGAUAUUGCAAGAUGCUAUUAAAAAAGGAAUUGCCGAUUCUGAUUCAGAGGCAAGAGCAUUCGCCCGAAAAUCAUAUUGGGCCUUCAAAGAUCACUUUCCGGAACAAGCAGAAGUACUUCUCAACAGUCUUGAUGCAACCUAUAAGCGUUCACUGAUGUCUCUCAGUAAUAGUGGAAGCAUCAACAGUUUAAAUGUAGUAACGCGAUCAACGAGCGUUAGUCCAAGAGCAUCAAGACCUGCAUUAAGUGCCACAGGUAGUACGGAAAACUUGCAUCAGGCACCAGGCCCACCUCAUGGUCCGCUCAGACGUACUCCGUCGUUACCUCGUUCAUAUCGUCAGUCUGGCAUCCCAAUUCUACAAAGACCCACAGAUAAUCAUUAUCGAGUCACGCCAGGUGUUAGAUCUACUAGUGCGAUAGAUUUACAAGCUGCCCAAAGAGCCAAAGCAAGAAUGACAUAUGCAAAUAUGAGUAGAUACAAAGCUACACUUCCAAGACAUAGUAAAUCGCCUGAUACCGCUGCAGUUGCCAGUCCUGAACGGACAGCUAGAACAAGAACAAGGGUAGCGGGGGUUUCACAAUCGCAACCCAGCAGCAGAUCGGGUUCACCGUCAUCAAGAUUGAGUUAUACAACAUAUAAUCGUGAAGGAGAAUCAUUAAUAGCGAGACCAAGGAAAUUAUCUGGACAUGGAAUUCGAAGUACUGGCAAUAGUCGUGAACCUAGUCCACAGAGAUUUGGAAUGGACAGAAGUUUUGGAUGUAAAAUGCGAGGAAGGAGUUUACAUAUGUCACCAACAGAUAGGCCUCAGUCUAGACCAGUUAUGGCACAGAAGAUGUUACAGCAAUCUCGUGAAGCUGAGUCUGCUUUGGCAGAUGCACUUACCUUCGAUAGCAUUGACAGUUGUUACAAUAGAGCUACAAGAGUUAAAGGCGAACACAGCGAUGACAGCGAAACUAGCAGUAUAUGCUCAGAACGCAGCAUGGACAGUUUCAGGCGACCUAGUGAUUCGUUCUCAUGGAGUGGCUCCCAGCAAAGACUGUACCGUGAUAUCUGGGAUCAGUCUAUCCCAAAGGAUAUUAAAGAAAUAAUUGAAAAUUGUGCUCACAAACAUUGGGGUGACAGGAAGGAAGGUUUAGUUGGAUUACAACACUUCCUUGCAAAUGGGAAUACAUUGACUGCAACCGAAUUGCGCAAAGUUACGGAUAUAUUUACUAAAAUGUUCAUGGAUUCGCAUACAAAAGUGUUUAGCUUAUUUCUGGAUACUUUAAAUGAACUUAUUACAACUCACAAUGAAGAUCUUAGCGAUUGGCUAUACGUUUUAUGUGCGAGACUUUUAAACAAAUUGGGUACAGAUCUAUUAGGAUCCAUCCAAGCUAAAAUUCAUCGAACAUUAGAUUUUGUAAGAGCAUCCUUUCCCGGUGAACAAUUAUUGCCAGCUGUGAUGAGAUAUUUAACCGAUCCGACGCAAACACCAAAUUCUCGUGUAAAAGUUGCAACCCUUACUUUUAUUACACAAAUAGCAGAGACUACGGAGCCCUCUGCGUUAAACAAUUCUGCUGGAACAGCACUAGCUAGAUUGCUUGACUGGACGAACGAUGUCAAAAGUCAAGAUGUUAGAAGGCACGCACAGGAAGCAUUUAUAGCGCUUUACAAUUUAAAUCCCCCACAAGUGACAAUGAUAUUAGCGGAAUUACCGAAAUAUUAUCAAGAAGCUGCAUUACCCUUAGUCCAAAAUCAUUUAAGAAGGUCAUCGGGAUCGAGUAAUCCAGCUUCUCCUGGUACACCACCACCACGAGCACAACACUCUCCUGCACGUAAUAAGAAGAACGACGUUGAUACGGCUGAUGACAAUUUAGAAGAAGUUUAUAAAACCUCUUCCUACAGAUCAUUACGACGUACAACGGCGGAGAUUCAAAAUUAUGGAUUUGAGCGUUUAGAAAGAGCUACAACUAGCAAAGAUAGUGGUAUUAGUAAUAUGGCUGAUUUAGAAGAAAGAAUAGAAGGUCUAACGUUAUCUAAUUCGGGAAGGUCUUCUUCUGUAUCAUCACCAACGCAAAGAGGACGAUCGGUUACGAAUAUAACAGUAAAUGGUUCUAGUGAUACAAUUGCUGGAGAUCUUAUAUUACCUCAAGAAAAUAAUGGUUAUAAAACUCAUGGAUCAUCCCCCGACUCAACCAAGAGACCAGAAGUAUUAGAUAAUAUGAUUAAGACGUUACAAUCAAAAUUGACGCAAACUUCAGAAAAGGUAGCAGCUUUGCAGGAGUUUCAGUUAUACGUUAGAGAAGGAGAUGCCACAUAUGUCAAACAAAAUUUCAAAAAACUUCUCAAGACAUUAUUAGAUAGGGUAAAUAGCGAUAGUCAACAGUUACAAAUAGAAGUACUUCAGACGUUAAUUGAUAUGCUCAAAUGUCCAGAACUCUUGGAAAGUUUUUCUGUUUUUCCUGAAUUGUUAGUAUUGAAAGUGAUCACUGCCCACAAGUUUGAUGAUCAAAAAGCCGAUGGUAGUUCCAGCGGGGAGAGUGUUAGAGCGCCGGUAAGGAUGUCAGAGGCACAGGUUCUUCGGACAGCGGAGAAGUGUGCCGCGACAAUUGCCACGGUUCUUAGACCGGAACAAAUUAUUCUCGUUGUAUCAACUAUAAUAACAACCGAACCAUAUCCCUUAAAUAUGGGUGCGAUUAAAAUGCUUCACAAAAUAGUCGAACAUUGGGGACGCGAAGCUAUAGAACCUCAUCUAUCGAAAAUUAUGCCAGGACUUAUUAAGGCAUACGACGAUGUCGAAAGUACGGUUCGUAAAAGUGCAGUUUUUUGUAUGGUUGCAAUACAUGCAGCAGUUGGCGAAGAAGUCUUAAAACCUCAUUUGAGUUCUCUAUAUGCAAGUAAAUUAAAGCUUUUGUAUAUUUACAUACAACGUGCACAGCAAACGAACAGUCAACCGGCAAGUCCACGUAGCAACAGCAAGAAUUAACUAACAACUAAUUCUGCGACAUUAAGAAUCGCAAUACUAAGAAGAUUCGCGCGUCUAAGUGCAAGACACGAACGAAUGUUGGUUAGCUUUCUCAGCAAAUCGAGUCCGUGAACGUUGAGAAAGAAGAAUCGUCGUCGGUACGAGUACGUUGUGCCUCCUGACAGUGAUGUUACACGCGAGGGCGAAUGAUUACUACAUAUGAUUUCGAAAAUGAAAAAAAAAAAAAAA
Vespa mandarinia (Asian giant hornet) is the source of this 4813-nucleotide messenger RNA. It is a transcript of the gene chb, whose product is annotated as CLIP-associating protein. Gene Ontology annotation, biological process: establishment of mitotic spindle localization; mitotic spindle assembly. Gene Ontology annotation, molecular function: microtubule binding. The record is from RefSeq and is a predicted model, not a curated record. Lineage: Eukaryota; Metazoa; Arthropoda; Insecta; Hymenoptera; Vespidae. Gene Ontology annotation, cellular component: microtubule organizing center; kinetochore; mitotic spindle.